CAAAUUCAUGUAGCCUAUUAUUUUUUUUAUUAGGUCUCCGAAAUUUUAUUUCACCUUUUUCUUUUCGACCUGUUUUUAUUUGUUUCUUUUUCUUUUUCUUUUCACUUUUUUUUUUUUAUCUUUUCCAAAUUUUUUUAUAUAUAUUCUGAAACAAUGGUGAACAAGAUUAACUUGGAUAAGCAAACUUACGAAGUACCUAACUCUAGAAAACCUGGACAAACUGGUAUUUAUCGUAAUGCUGUGCGUACUGAACUAGUAGAAAGAUUUUCUCCCAAGGUACAUACUAUGUAUGAUAUCUUCCAACAUGGUUACAAGAUUUCUAAAGAUCGUCCUUGUUUGGGUCAUCGUUCUGUGAAUGCUUCAGGUAAACAUGGUCCUUACGUUUGGGAAACUUACCGUCAAGUUAAUCACCGCAUUAUCAACUUUGGAUCUGGUUUAAUGAAUUUGAUCAAUCAUACUUUGAAUGACCCUCGUACCAAAAGUAUUCCUCUCGGUAUUUGGUCUGUAAACCGUCCUGAAUGGUUCAUUACUGAUAUGGCUUGUGCUGCUUAUAGUAUGUUCACUGUUGCUCUUUAUGAUACCCUUGGUCCUGAUGCUGUGGAAUACGUUGUUAACCACUCAGAAUUGGAAAUCGUUGUUUGCUCUGGUGAUCAUAUUGCUGACCUUCUCAAGAUCAAAGAAAAGUUACCUAAACUCAAGGCAAUUAUCUCUUUGGAUAGUAUUGAUGAUGGUGUUAAGGUUGUUCCUGGAUCCGUGUCAAAAAGUGCUAUCAUCAAGGCUUGGGCAGAUGAAAAGAAUGUCCUUUUGACUGAUAUGGCUACUUUGGAAGCUGCUGGUAAGAAGAACCGUCGCUCUAUCAACUUACCUCAACCAGAUGAUUUGGCUUGUUUGAUGUAUACAAGUGGUACUACUGGUAAUCCAAAGGGUGCUAUGUUGUCCCACCGCAAUUUCGUUUCUGCUGUCUCAGGUAGUUACUAUAAUGUUGAUGGCAGUCCAGAUGAUGUCAGCAUUUCUUUCCUUCCUCUUGCUCACAUUUUCGGUAAAGUGACCGAUACUUUGGCUAUCGCAUUUGGUAGUCGUAUUGGUUACUUUGCUGGUGAUAUGACCACUUUGGUGGAUGAUAUUCAAGAACUCAAACCUACUUUUAUGGCUGCUGUCCCUCGUCUUUUGAAUCGUAUUUAUGCCAAGAUUGCUGCUUCCACUAUCAAUGCUCCUGGUAUGGUGGGUGCUCUUGCUCGUCGUGGUGUUGCUGUCAAAUUGGAAAAUCUUGCUAAUCAAAAGGGUUUCACUCAUCCUGUUUGGGAUCGUUUAUUAUUCAACAAAGUAAAACAAGCUUUGGGUGGAAAUAUGCGUGUUAUGGUCACUGGUUCUGCUCCUAUUGGUAAAGAUAUUAUGCAAUUCCUUCGUAUUGCUUUGUGUUGUGACAUUCGUGAAGGUUAUGGUGCCACUGAAACUACUGCUGCUACUGCUUCUCAUUAUGAAGGUGAAUAUCAAGCUGGCCAUUUGGGUGCUCCCUUCCCUUCUAAUGAAAUUAAAUUGGUGGAUGUUCCUGAAAUGAACUACUUAUCUACUGAUCCUUAUCCUCGUGGUGAAAUCUGUGUACGUGGUCCUAACGUCUUCUUGGGUUACUUUAAGGAAGAAGAAAAGACUCGUGAAGCUAUUGAUGAAGAAGGAUGGUUCCAUACUGGUGAUAUUGGUGUGAUCAAUGAACGUGGUUGUUUGGUAAUCAUUGAUCGUAAGAAGAAUAUCUUCAAAUUGGCUCAAGGUGAAUAUAUUGCUCCUGAAAAGAUUGAAAACGUUUAUGCAAAGGAUGCAUUAGUAGCACAAGUAUUUGUUCAUGGUGAUUCCUUACAAAGCUCUUUGGUGGCUAUCCUUGUCCCUGAUCCAGAAGCUUUACCUGCCUUUGUUGCUGCCAAAUCCCCCAAGCUCGGUAAACAAAACUUGUCUUAUGCAGAAUUAUGCAAGCAUCCUGAAGUUAACAAGUUAGUAUUGAACCAAUUGACCAAUGUGGGUAAGAAAGCUGGCUUACAUGGUUUUGAACUUGCCAAGGCCUUCUAUUUGGAAACCGAGCCUUUCAGUAUGGAAAAUGAUCUUUUGACUCCUACCUUCAAGGUCAAGCGUCCUCAAGCCAAGAAACGUUAUGAAGCCGAAAUUGCUGCCAUGUAUGAAUCUCUCAGCAAUCAACCUGAAAAGGCCAAGUUAUAAAAAAAAAUGGAUCUCUCUGAAACAAAUAUUACAUCAUUUCCCUUUUUUAUCAAUCAUAUCCCCUUUCCCUUUUAUAUAGUAUAUGUUGUAGUUUAUUUUUCUUUAUUAGCUUUAGUUUGAUUUUAUCUAUACAUAUUAGAAAAAAUAGAAUAAAAAAUUACUACAAAGUAAAAAUGAUAUUAU
Halteromyces radiatus is the source of this 2388-nucleotide messenger RNA. RefSeq lists its product as uncharacterized. The coding region runs from base 154 to 2205 and encodes 683 amino acids. NCBI's taxonomy places the organism in Eukaryota, Fungi, Mucoromycota, Mucoromycetes, Mucorales, Cunninghamellaceae. Gene Ontology annotation, molecular function: long-chain fatty acid-CoA ligase activity. Gene Ontology annotation, biological process: long-chain fatty acid metabolic process. The record is from RefSeq and is a predicted model, not a curated record. Gene Ontology annotation, cellular component: endoplasmic reticulum; membrane. The transcript has 7 exons.